Diabrotica balteata is the source of this 697-nucleotide messenger RNA. NCBI's taxonomy places the organism in Eukaryota, Metazoa, Arthropoda, Insecta, Coleoptera, Chrysomelidae. The record is from the annotation of a GenBank genome assembly.
AAGUGAGCUCCAACGAGGCAAGAGCGAGGAUUUGGAUAGCAGGAAGAAACACGAACCGAUAGCCAUCACUUCAAUGUACGAAAACAUGAUAAUCAAGCAACAGAAUCCUCGUAGGAAACUUCGUAGACACCCGGAAGUAUACGAAGAGUACGAUUUUCGAAGGAAACACGAAGAACCUGUUGCUAGUUCUUCGGCACCCGAAACAACUUUUGUUUCUAGUGCUUUUAUCAUGAUUUCCGACGAAAAUACCGGAAGCUCAAGCAACUCCACCAAAUUAGAGAAGAAGAUGCUGAGGACGGACGUCUACCCGCUUUCGCCGACUCACUAUAACCAACCGCCUACUCCAGACCAUCCUCCUCCUUCUGCCAUGCAGGCGGAGAGUAUUAUCUACGAAAAAAUUCGUCCAUUGAGUCAGUGGCGCAAGCGAACCGCGAAUGUAAAAAGGCAUGCUAGUCUUCCGACUCUGACAUUUACCAUUUAUAAAAAAAUUCCUUCGUGGAUCCACCAGGAGUACAAGAGGAGAUCGAAGGAUAUGGAAACGGAGACCGAAGAUGAAUAUCUUUUGAUAUACGACGGUUCAAGCGGGAGUUUUUCCAGUAGCGUAUCGUUGUCGGAUCGAAGUGUGGAUAAUAUUCUGGAGGAGUACAAUUCUGAAAUUCCUUUUGCGGGUAAGUUUUAUGUAUAUGUAUUAAAAUGA